Molecule: messenger RNA, 1611 nt
Organism: Fusarium falciforme
Lineage: Eukaryota; Fungi; Ascomycota; Sordariomycetes; Hypocreales; Nectriaceae
Exons: 8
Coding region: 1-1611 (536 amino acids)
Molecular function (GO): heme binding; monooxygenase activity; oxidoreductase activity, acting on paired donors, with incorporation or reduction of molecular oxygen
Source: RefSeq, a predicted model, not a curated record
AUGUCCAUAUCUUCGGCAUCACUUUUGACCCUUCUGUUGCCCCUGAUUGUGGCCAUUGCUCUGUUGGAAUAUGGACGCAAAGCCAUCCGAUCCAAGUCGCUGCCCCCAGGGCCCUCUACAUCUCUAUUCCUUGGGAAUUUGCACCAGAUCCCCCCCAGCAAAGCAUACCUUCAAUUCCAGAAAUGGGCCAGGACAUAUGGGUCCAUACUGGGCCUGAAAUUAGGUCCACAGAAUUUAAUCAUCCUCAACUCCGCAAGUGUAGUGAGGGAUCUGUUUGAUAAGCGACGAGCUAUCUAUUCCAGCAGAACCCCAAACUACGUUGGUAACCAGUUAAUCACUCGCGACAAUGCCCAUCUGCUCCUGAUGCCUUAUGGUCCAGAAUGGCGUAACCAGAGGAAAGCAUUUCAGUCGAUUCUUAACAUUACAGCUGUAGUCUCUCUUCAGCGUUUACAAGCUGCCGAGGCUGUUCUCACCAUGAGCCAGCUCCUACAAAGCCCUGAGCAGUAUUAUGACCAUAUUCGCCGCUACUCUACAGCCGUCAUCCUCUCUUCAGUCUAUGGAAUUCGAGGUCCCGAGUUUAACCACCCAAAUAUCCAACGCCUUUACAACGUCCAAGAUCAAUUCACUGCCAUCCUGGAAACCGGUGCUACGCCCCCAGUCGAUACAUUCCCCUUCCUCAAGCACCUGCCAACCUUGUUAGCUCCGUGGCGGAAAUGGGCUCUAUCGAUCCGGCGUGAGCAACGUCAACUAUAUUUCGAACUCCUGAACAAUGCAAAAAGCCGGAUACAGCGCGGUGUUCAUCGGAGUUGCUUUAUGGACGAUAUACUUAGUGAAGCUAAGCGAGCCAAGUACUCAUUAGAUGAUGAGCAUACUGCUUAUGUCGGUGGUGUACUCAUGGAGGGCGGGUCGGACACCACUGCUUCUACCCUCCUCUCAUUCCUGAUGGCCAUGAUGAAACAUCCCGAUGUACUUCGCAAAGCGCAAAAGGAAGUGGAUGAAAUCUGUGGACUGCAGAGAUCGCCAAACUUUGAGGACGUUGUUAGGCUAACAUAUAUUCGUCAAUGCAUGACGGAGACGUUGAUAUGGCGCCCAGUUGCUGCUGGCGGUAUUCCCCAUGUGUUGAUUCAAGACGAUACGUAUCAAGGAUACCAGUUUCCAAAGGGAUCGAUAUUCAUUGCGAAUGCCUGGGCAAUUCAUCAUGACCCUGACGUUUAUGAUCGUCCGGAAGAGUUUAGACCCGAGCGAUACGAGGGUAAUGAGUUUGGGUUCAAGGAAGAUCCCCAAGAUUCAAGUAGCUUACGAAAGACAUAUGCUUUCGGAGCCGGAAGGAGGGUUUGUCCUGGUCAGCAUCUUGCUGAGAAUUCUUUAUUGAUCAAUAUGGCCAAGCUUGUGUGGACUUUUAACAUGCUGCCUGGUGAAGAUCCUACUAUUGGGAAGCAACUAUCAUUGUCGGAGAUUGACGACUCCAUGGCGACUGCAUGGACAAAUGGGUUUCUCACGGCUCCCAAGAAAUUCCCCCUAUCCCUGGCGGUGCGGUCCCGUGAACAUGAGCAAGUUAUCAAGCGAGAGUGCUUAGAGGCACAAGAAGUGUUUAAGAACUACGAGGAUUAA